GCCAUGUUUCCGGAAGCACACACGUGUUUGGUCUUUCACUUCAGCAAUGCAGAAUUAGUAACGCUGUAACUUAAGACAGAUAGAUUGUGUGCCAGUUUACUAGCUACAGUCUCUGACUUGAGGAGUUAUUUCGGGAUGGUCUGGGCAAGCAGAGCUUGCUUCCGCAAGUAUGGCAACUUUGUGGAUAAUAUACGGCUGUAUGUGAGGGGUGGGAGCGGAGGAAUGGGUUUGCCUCGUUUAGGGGGACAUGGGGGAAAUGGUGGAGAUGUGUGGGUGGUGGCCAAAAAAGGCACUACAUUGAAGCAAAUCAAGGACAAACACCCUAACAAACGAUUCACUGCAGGUGUUGGUUCAAACAGCAGUAUUCAUGCUCUGAGAGGGGCGAAAGGAGAGGACACCCAGGUCUUUGCACCUACUGGGAUCAGUGUAACAACGGACGGUGGGAGAAUACUAGGGGAGUUGAACUGUGAAGGAGACAGACUUUUGGUGGCUAGAGGUGGUCAUGGUGGCUCUCUUCACUCGGGGUUCUUACCCAGUAAAGGUCAAACCAGACAGAUUCGGCUGGACCUUAAACUCAUCGCAGAUCUUGGACUUGUAGGGUUUCCCAAUGCAGGCAAAUCCUCCUUGCUGACUGCCUUGUCUCAUGCUAAACCAAGGAUUGCCAGCUAUCCCUUUACAACUUUAAGACCUGAAAUCGGAAAGAUCAUGUAUGAUGACCACAAACAGGUUUCAGUGGCAGACUUACCAGGACUCAUUGAAGGUGCUCACGUGAAUAAAGGCAUGGGACACAAGUUUCUCAAGCACGUGGAAAGAACCAAGCAGCUCAUGUUUGUGGUCGAUGUCUGUGGGUUUCAGCUAGCUAGUAACACCCCGUUUAGGUCUGCAUUUGAAACCGUACUGCUUUUAACCAAGGAGCUGGAGUUGUAUAAGGAGGAACUGUUAGGCAAGCCAGCCAUCCUGGUCAUAAAUAAGAUGGACCUCCCUGAGGCUCAGGGCCGGCUCAGAGAGCUGGAAGCUCACUUGGAGAACCAGGAAGAAUCAAGCCACAUCUUUCCUGAGGACUUCACCCCUAAAACACUAAUGCGUUUUACGCAUAUCGUCCCAGUCUCUGCCACGACUGGCCUUGGACUGCCCUUGCUCAAGUCCCUCAUCCGUCAAUCACUUGAGGAGCAGGAUGCCAUAGAAAAUGAGGGUCAGCGCAGUGAGAAGCUACUCAAGUUGAGAAGAGAUAUUCCUACUUCAUCCAUACCCAGCUGGGGGGGUUCUCAACCAACCUGAGGUCCCAUAUUCAGGUCUGGGUAUGGCAGUCCAUAAACAGUCCUCAGGGAUACUGUUGAACAUUUGCAGACCUGUGAAAUAUGCAAUGUGUGGCUAAAAGGAACACAAAGGGCAUGUUUUUCACUUAUCAAAUCAGUCUAAUUUGUAUAGACUAGUAUCUGUGCCUUAUAUGUGUUUACAGUUUAAUGUAAUUGUGCAUUCAUGUAAUGUUUGAAGUUGGUUUUAGCUGGUCUCCCAGUUUGAUCAGGCUGGUCUGGUUUGCUGGUUUUAAAGGUGUUUUUGGAAAUUUUCCGUUGAACAGGCUGGGAGACCAGAAUAAAAACCAAACAAAUUAUCUUAGGCUGGUUUAAACUUUUCCCCCCCAACAACGUAGGAAGACUAAAAAGACAAUAAAAAGGCAUAAAGUAUAAAACAUUGUUCUAUACUUUAACAAUCAUCUAAAUUUGAUUUAAAGGAUUAGUUCACUUUCAAAUGAAAAUGACCCCAAUCUUUACUCACCCUCAAGCCAUCCUAGGUAUAAAUGACUUUCUUCUUUCUGAUGAACACAAUUGGAGAAAUAUUAAUAAAUAUCCUGACGCAUCCAAGCUUUAUAAUGGCAGUGAGCGAUACCAACGAGUAUGAGCUGAAGAAAGUGUCUCCAUCCACAUCCAUCUAUCAUAAUCGUACUUCACACUGGGGUGUUAAAAAAAGUCCUUCUGAAGUGAAGCAAAGCAUUUUUGUAAAAAAAAAAAAUCCAUAUUUAACAAGUUAUGAAGUAAAAUAUGUAGUUUCCGCCAGACCGCCUACCAUAUUAAAAAAAAAAAGGACCUGCCGUCGCAUCUGUUCCGUAAGUUGAAUAGGGAAGGCGAAGGACGUACAGCGUAAGCUUUUUGAAGAAUACGGAAGGCGGUCUGGUGGAAGCUACAUAUUUUACUUCAUAACUUGUUAAAUAUGGAUAUUUUUCCUACACAAAUGCAUCGCUUCGCUUCAGAAGGCCUUUAUUAACCCUCCGGAGCCGCGUGGAACAUGUUUAUGAUGGAUGGUUGUGGAUGGAGACACUUUCUUCAGCUCAUACUCGUUUGGUAGCGCAUUACUGCCAUUGUAAAGCUCGGAUGUGUGAGGAUAUUUAUUAAUAUUUCUCUGAUUGUCUUUGUCAGAAACAAGAAAGUCAAAUACAUGGCUUGAGGGUGAGUAAAGCUUGGGGUAAUUUUCAUUUGAAAGUGAACUAAUCCUUUAAUUCUUUUGAGAGUGACCACCCAGAGUUUUAUCCAUUACUUAUUACCAAGUUAACGUCACUGUUUUUCAAGGUCUUGCAUUUUGUGGAGAAAUUUUUGACAGAAUCAGAGCUCUACUGCCAUCUGCUGAUUUUUCGUGCUGUUGUUUGUGAUGUAGGUAUCUCAUGCCUUCAUUGAUUUGUUUCAUACUAGAUCAUACUGCAUCAGAUAUUGUCAAAGAGUGAGAGUGAAUGGAAGGAUGAACUGAGAAGCACAAAAAACAAAACAAAAAAAAAAACAAGUCACAUGUUGACUCAUAUUGAAAGAAUAAGAAAAUCCAAGUAUGAAUCAAAAGUUUGGUCAAAAAUGUCAGCAAAGCAGAGAAAAAGAUUUGACUGUUUUUUUUUUGUUUUUUUUUGUAUGUCAGCAAGCUGAAAUUCUGGAAUCAUAAGUUCAAAGGGAUUUUUCCAUUUCUUAUAACUGUUACAAUAAAUAUAGAAUUCCUUGUUAUUA
Molecule: messenger RNA, 2984 nt
Organism: Ctenopharyngodon idella (grass carp)
Lineage: Eukaryota; Metazoa; Chordata; Actinopteri; Cypriniformes; Xenocyprididae
Gene: gtpbp10
Product: GTP-binding protein 10 (putative)
Exons: 10
Coding region: 136-1278 (380 amino acids)
Cellular component (GO): mitochondrion
Molecular function (GO): GTP binding; GTPase activity; magnesium ion binding
Source: RefSeq, a predicted model, not a curated record